AGAUCUACUUGUUCAUGUCCACUUAAGUGCUCUCAUCGCAAAUGAAAAUGUUUUUCAAAAAUUUAAGAACAAAGUGGGAAUAGCUAUGGCUCUACACAUGGAUGGAUGAUGAAUUCUGCUGUUUUGAUAUAAAUGCUUCUCAGAAAUAUCGGAAUACUUUAGACCCAUAUCAGAAAGAACAGACAAGAAUGAAUCUUUUUUUAAUUGCAUUCUUACUGUUUUUGUCAAGAAGAGCUGAUGGUGACGAAGCAGAAGAUGAGGAUGAAAACCUAUCAUCCGAAAGACUUGUAUAUGUUGGAGAGACUAUUCAACUUUUCUGCAUUGCUGAUUUGCAUGAUAGGCCUACAGAUUCUAUUUGUUUAAAAAAAGAACUAGGAAUUGAAAAACCUAUUGAACUAAAUUUGUCCAAAAAUAAUGACAGUAAGACAGCAAGUGUGGAGUUUAUGUUCCAUGAUGUAGAUAUUGGUGAAUGGUUAUGUCAUUGUAAGGCUGGAAACACAACAUUAUCUACCACUAUUUUAUAUGUUGAACGUGCAUUACAAAAUGUUACCAGCUUCUCUGGAGUGUAUUUCUACCAAGAGUUCAUUUUGUUUCAAUGGGAACUAGGAAGGAAUUAUUUUUUUGAUAUCAAAGCCAAUAUAACAUGGCUACCUUCGUCUCCCCCGACAGAAAACAAUCAUAAGACUUGUGAUGAAAGUAAUGUCACACACUGUAUCAUAUAUUACAAGAACUAUUAUGGGCAGUCACCAAUUUUUGUCAGUAUUACAUUGAUCUCUUCAUUUGAAGAUAAGAGGUGGAAGAAAGAUUUAUCAAAUCCUACAUUUGAUAGUCCUGUAACAUAUAUUGCAAAAUUUGACGUUAACCGUAACACAAAAUCAGAUCCACCUCACAAUUUCCAUGUGACGUCAAAGAAUAGCACAUGUUUCACUAUGUUUUGGACAGAUUCUAAAUACCUUAAUGCUUGUACACUUUGCACAAAGUUUUAUGCUGUUCACAAAAUAUUAAAAUCAACCAGUAAUGGAUCACUUAAAGAGCAUAUGUACAAAACGGCCUUAGGUCAACCAUACAAUCAGAGUUUUGUAACUGAAUGUGGUUUGAAACCUUUUACCAGUUACAUACUCCAGCUACAGAUUAAGGGAUUUGAGUCUGAACCAUGGAGCAGUCCAGCAACUACUGAAAUCACUACAGAUGAAUUCAGGCCUUUGACAGGGCCACCUUUACUUACUACAAGCUUUUAUGAAGAGGCUUGUGAGUCUAACAUGAGAACUGUAUAUUUAUAUUGGAAUGAGCCGAGUCAGGAUUCGCUGCAAGGAAUACUUACAGAAUAUAUUCUUUCAGGGAUUGAUGACAAAUUAAUACAUUUACGAUGGGGAUCAAAUUACAUUUCAACAAAACUUAAAUGUAAUGUGUCUUAUAACAUAUCAAUUAUGACCUCUACAAAAAUUGGUGUAUCCAUUCAUCCAUCUGUAAUCAACAUUCCAGUUUAUGAUGAAUUGUUAACUACAUCAGCUGUUGGUGAGCUCCUAGUUCAAGAGAUGUUCAAAACGGAUAUUUCCUUGACUUUGAUGAAUCUUUCAAUCAUAUGGACUGCAAAAAAUUCAGAGAAUAUAACUUUAUUUUUUUAUAUGUGCGAAGAAAGUUAUCUUCCUUUUACAUGUUUUGAUGAUAUGACCGUGGCUGAAAGUGAACUCAGUGCUGGUAGACUGAUCCUAAACAAUAUUAGUAUUAAAAAAACCUUGCUUGGCUUUGCAUUGUUACAUAAGAAUGGGAAGAAAAAAGGAGUUAGUUGGAUCAACUGUGUUUACAGAAAGGAUUCUAAGCUUACCAAACCUGAAGGGUUAGCUGUUACAGCUGGACGCCACAACCUGUUGGUCAGCUGGAUCUCAACUCCAUGCAGUAGAACUACUAAAGUUUUGAUUCUCCAGUACACGAUCUCUGUAUGUAGAGCCCUAACAGUGCAACCAGACACAUGUGCUAGAGUUUAUAAUGUCAGUAGCGCAAUCGAUACAUUUGCUGUAGACAAUCUGUUGUCAAAUGAAGAAUAUUAUGUCUAUAUACAAGCUGUUUCACCAUUUAGCAGAGGACCAGCUUCCGAGCCCAAGAAAGUAAAAACUUUAAGAGAUUCUUAUGAUGAUAAUGUUUAUGUGCUUGGUCUACUUUUGUCUUGCACCAUCAUUAUCAUUGGCGCCUGUUUCCUUCUGGCAUGUCUUUACAGGAAAUGUUAUAAAAGACGAAUUCACUUCGACCAGUUCAAAGAGGAGUUCCUCUUUAAAAAGUCUGGAGUUUUUGAUCUUAACUGCCAUUGUCAAGUAGAACAUCAUAAUUGUUUCAAAUCACAGUUAGAAGGUCAUUUCACUUGCCAUCCUUGUGAUACACAACGCACAUUUAAUACAAUAGUAAAAAAUGUUUUCUAUACGAAUAUUCUUUUACAGGAGAGCCUUCCUAAUAAAGAACCUAUUCCAUCUAAUAUAGAAAACUCAUGUUCUCUCAAUAGCUCUUCAGAAGUCCCAGCUAUAAUAGAAAACUCAUGUUCUCUCAAUAGCUCUUCAGAAGUCCCAGCUAUAAUAGAAAACUCAUGUUCUCUUAAUAGCUCUUCAGAUGUCCCAGCUAUUAUAGAAAACUCAUGUUCUCUCAAUAACUCCCCAGAAGUCCCAGCUAUUAUAGAAAACUCAUGUUCUCUUAAUAACUCCCCAGAAGUCCCAGCUAUAAUAGAAAACUCAUGUUCUCUCAAUAACUCCCCAGAAGUCCCAGCUAUUAUAGAAAACUCAUGUUCUCUUAAUAAUUCCCCAGAAGUCCCAGCUAUAAUAGAAAACUCAUGUUCUCUCAAUAACUCCCCAGAAGUCCCAGCUAUUAUAGAAAACUCAUGUUCUCUCAAUAACUCCCCAGAAGUCCCAGCUAUUAUAGAAAACUCAUGUUCUCUCAAUAACUCCCAAAAAGUGUCAACAGAACUUGCAAGCAAUAUAUUACUUGACUCUUCCUAUGAAGAAAAUGUAGGUCAAAAGAAUAAUACUGCUGCAUUAGUAGAUUAUGUUAUGUAUGCUGAAACACAGACAAGGCAUCUGAUCCAAUCAACUAAGAAAAAUAGUUCUAGCAAUACUUUUAAUCAAACCUUUCUCCCCGCCAGAUUUUACAGUAAUUUACACGAUGAUGGAAAGUUAAACACUUGUCCUGAGAACUGUUGCACCAAUUUAUCAUUUGAAAAUAUAAAUAAAAGAAACCCAAAGGCCAUGACUCAUUUUUCAGAAUGUGGGAACAAUAUUUCAGACCCACAUCAAAAUGUUUCUGAAUAUGUUUCUCAGUAUGUUUCUGACUGUGGAAUGAAGAUUUCAAACCCAAAAAUUUAUGUUUUUGAAUGUAGGAACAAUCCAGAAACCUAAAACAACAUAUCUGAAUAUGUUUCUUAGUAUGUUGCAACUGUACACAAAUAUUUCAUACGACCCAAAACAAAUGUUUCUGAAUAUAUAUGGAAUAAAAAGUUUAGGUUGAAACAACAUGUUUCUGUAGGUAGGUAUCAAUCAGACCCGAACAGUCUUUUUUUACAGUGGAAAUUUUUUUUAAAGCAAAAUAACCGAAGCAUUAACCUCGAAAUAGCAUGCAUUUUAUAUCAGCUGGACUGAUAGCCAUUUUUAAUUUCUUUUCUUUAUUAUUAAUACUCAGCACAGAACAUUUUACAGUUAUAAUUUGGCCUUUACUUUCUCAACUCACUUGACGUUAAUGAUAUUAAUGAUAUCUUCAACUAACGACUUGUUUUUACGGCUGCCCGUAUUUGUAAUAAAACCUUUUAAAAUUUAGAUCUAUAUGACCGGGUGAAAGGAUUAUUAUCUUAUUUUGUGUACGAAUCCGUGUGUGGAUGUUAUGGUGAAUUUACGCCCUUACGAUCAAGGGCUAUUUAAAGACAGAGUUAGUUUCGUCAUUUUCAUGUAAUAAAAUUUGU
This is a messenger RNA of Physella acuta, 3934 nucleotides long. RefSeq lists its product as uncharacterized. NCBI's taxonomy places the organism in Eukaryota, Metazoa, Mollusca, Gastropoda, Physidae. Gene Ontology annotation, molecular function: protein binding. The record is from RefSeq and is a predicted model, not a curated record.